AUGUCACACCAACCAUACCUAACAACAUCAAGAGCACAAUGUACCCGUGUUAACCAUAAAAAAUAUACAACUAAUUCAAUACAGCGUUGGCACAAUGAUAAUAAAGAAAAUUUGUCUUUAAAUGAUUUUACAUUAAUUGACCGUCAACAAUAUCAUUUAAGAAUUCAAAAUGGUUUAAACAAUACAUUAAAUACUAAUAUCAAUUGUUAUUAUGAUUUAAAAGCUGCUAUUCCGUAUGAAGUAAUAAAAGAGCUUAAAAAUAAUGAUAAACCGUUUGACAUUACUCAUUCAUCGCUUCCUUGUCAACGCGAAAAAACUUUAACACAAAUAAUCAUUCUCACAUAUUUAACAUCAGCUUCGAUAUCAUUACCAGUUGAUAACACAAAUAAUCAACAUAAUAUUGGUACACGGAUGAUGAGUUCUAUUAUGAUACUUACGAUUUAUUAUUUACAUUUUUUAUUGGAAAUUAAUCAUCAUUAUGAAUCUCAGGAUACAGCAUUCUCAAAUGAUAUAUCACUACAUCAAAUUCAAGAAAAAAUAAAUGAAGCAGAUUUAUUGGGACCUUCAGAUGAUCAAUCAGCUUGGACUUGUACGGGUAAUAUGAAUUAUGAAUCUGAAUGGCAUCGAAGAACUUGUACAUUCAAAAAUAUCUGUUAUAAUAAAACAGGAAAAGUAUUUCAAUUUUAUCGUAGACCAGGCAGUAUUAAAAAGCCAAUUUUAUUUGAACCUAAACUAGGUCAUAUAUAUGAUUUUAAUAUAAACAAUCAUGGCUUUGUUAAUCUUGUAGCACGAGGAUCUAUGCAUCAAUCAUGGGGACCAACAAUUAUUGAAGAAUGGUUACCAUCUGCUAAUGAAGCACAUUAUUUAGAACAUGUCCAUGUUCUUUUUAUGCAUUGGCAUGUUUCCUAUAAUCCUGGUCAUAUCAUUUGGGAAGACAUAGCAUCUACUUACUUUGCUAUGGUUAGAUUAAAUGAAUAUGAUAGAAAUGCUGUUCUUCUUGAAUAUCGAAAUUUCCCUAAAAUAGGAGAUCGAUUUCAUCAAAUGUAUCAAAAUAUCGUUCCUGCUUUUGCUGCAAAAGUUGAUAGUCUCUUUCAUUAUACGAAUAGUUUUUCUUCGCCACUUGUUUGUUUUCAAACUCUUGUAGCUGGUGGUGCUAAAUCGAUGUUUUCUAUUGGUAAUGAACGAUAUACACAUGGAAAAGAAAGACUUCUCUAUGACUAUCGUACUGCUAUCCUACAAUAUCAUGGUGUCAAUAUAUCCGAUUUACCAUCACGUCAUCGUAUUGUACUUGUUAACAAAACUGAAGCAAAACGUCGUAGUUUACGUGCAAUUUCAAAUCUUGUUGAAGUUAAAAAUUUUAUAAAAUUAACAUAUCCACAGAUACAGCUUGAUGUUAUCGAUUGGACUAAAUAUACAUUUACUCAACAAAUGCAUGAAUUAUACAAAACAACUAUAUUAAUUACGCCAUGCGGUGGUAUCUCAACAAUAAUACCAUUUUUACCUAAAGGCACACACACAAUCGUAAUGGAUUUCUAUGUCAAUAAGGAAGCAUAUUUGAAGGGAGAGAGAUAUCAAAUAGGAGAAUCAGGUUCGAUGGAUGGAGCUUUUUUAAAUUAUUUUCCGCAUAUUCGUAAACUUUACUAUCAAGUACGAAGUGCAAAAGAUUAUGUUUUCGACUUUCCUGGAGCAUCGAAUACUCGGCACGACGCAUCGAUCAUAAUCAACAUGACAAGAUUGAAAGAACUAAUUGACGUUGCCUUAGAUGAGUCAAACAUAAGUCCAAUAAAUUGA
This is a messenger RNA of Rotaria sordida, 1791 nucleotides long. Lineage: Eukaryota; Metazoa; Rotifera; Eurotatoria; Philodinida; Philodinidae. The record is from the annotation of a GenBank genome assembly.